AUGACAACCUCCCGCCGGCUGCGGCAGGCUCCCCUGAGCUGCGCUGCCGCGUGGAUUCCCAGCCCGGGACCCUGGCGGCGCUCAGGACACGACCCGGGCACGAGCGGCGUCCCCGGGGCGGCCAGGGCUCCGGCUGAGAACAUGGCCAAUGGCAUUGACGAGCUGAUUGGCAUUCCCUUCCCCAACCACAGCAGCGAGGUCCUGUGCAGCCUGAACGAGCAGCGGCAUGACGGACUGCUGUGCGACGUGCUCCUGGUGGUGCAGGAGCAGGAAUAUCGCACCCACCGCUCGGUCCUGGCCGCCUGCAGCAAGUACUUCAAGAAGCUCUUCACGGCCGGCACCUUAGCCAGCCAGCCCUACGUCUACGAGAUUGACUUCGUCCAGCCCGAGGCGCUGGCCGCCAUCCUGGAGUUCGCUUACACCUCCACGCUCACCAUCACCGCCUCCAACGUCAAGCACAUCCUUAACGCCGCCAGGAUGCUGGAGAUCCAGUGCAUCGUGAACGUGUGCCUGGAGAUCAUGGAGCCCGGGGGGGACAAGGAGGAUGACGACGACGACGAGGAGGACGAUGAUGAGGACGAAGAGGAGGAGGAGGAGGAGGAAGAGGAGGACGACGACGAUGACACGGAGGAUUUUGCUGAUCAAGAAAACUUGCCUGACCCCCAGGACAUCAGUUGCCACCAAAGCCCUUCCAAGUCGGACCACCUCUCAGAGAAGGCUUAUUCGGACACACCCAGAGACUUCCCCGACUCCUUCCAGGCCGGCAGCCCAGGCCACCUGGGCGUGAUCCGGGACUUCUCCAUCGAAUCUCUGCUGAGGGAGAACCUGUACCCCAAAGCCAGCCUCCCCGACAGGAGACCCUCCUUAUCUCCAUUCGCCCCGGACUUCUUUCCGCACCUCUGGCCAGGGGACUUCAGUGCCUUUGCCCAGCUGCCUGAGCAGCCCAUGGACAGUGGGCCCCUGGACCUGGUCAUCAAGAACCGCAAGAUCAAGGAAGAGGAGAAGGAGGAGCUACCCCCACCCCCACCGCCGCCUUUCCCCAACGAUUUCUUCAAGGACAUGUUCCCGGACCUUCCCGGGGGUCCCCUGGGCCCCAUCAAGGCGGAGAAUGACUACGGUGCCUAUCUCAACUUCCUGAGCGCCACCCACCUGGGGGGCCUCUUCCCGCCCUGGCCGCUGGUGGAGGAGCGCAAGCUGAAGCCCAAGGCCUCUCAGCAGUGCCCCAUCUGCCACAAAGUCAUCAUGGGGGCGGGGAAGCUGCCGCGGCACAUGAGGACCCACACCGGGGAGAAGCCAUACAUGUGCAACAUCUGCGAGGUCCGCUUCACCAGGCAGGACAAGCUGAAGAUCCACAUGAGAAAGCACACGGGGGAGCGGCCCUAUCUGUGCAUCCACUGCAACGCCAAGUUCGUGCAUAACUACGACCUCAAGAACCACAUGCGCAUCCACACGGGCGUGAGGCCCUACCAGUGCGAAUUCUGCUACAAGAGCUUCACGCGCUCUGACCACCUGCACCGCCACAUCAAGCGCCAGAGCUGCCGCAUGGCCCGGCCCCGGCGCGGCCGCAAGCCCGCGGCCUGGAGGGCCGCCAGCCUGCUCUUCGGGCCCGGCGGCCCGGCCCCAGAGAAGGCGGCCUUCGUGAUGCCCCCCGCGCUGGGCGACGUGGGCGGCCACCUGGGCGGAGCCGCCGUGUGCCUCCCGGGCCCCAGCCCCGCCAAGCACUUCCUGGCGGCGCCCAAGGGCGCGCUGAGCCUGCAGGAGCUGGAGCGGCAGUUCGAGGAGACGCAGAUGAAGCUGUUCGGGCGCGCCCAGCUGGAGGCCGAGCGGAACGCAGGGGGCCUCCUGGCCUUCGCGCUGGCCGAGAACGUGGCCGCCGCGCGGCCCUACUUCCCGCUGCCCGACCCCUGGGCCGCGGGCCUGGCCGGCCUCCCGGGGCUCGCCGGCCUCAACCACGUGGCCUCCAUGUCUGAAGCCAACAACUAG
This is a messenger RNA of Budorcas taxicolor (takin), 1983 nucleotides long. RefSeq names its product zinc finger and BTB domain containing 7C (gene ZBTB7C). Gene Ontology annotation, biological process: regulation of transcription by RNA polymerase II. NCBI's taxonomy places the organism in Eukaryota, Metazoa, Chordata, Mammalia, Artiodactyla, Bovidae. Gene Ontology annotation, molecular function: DNA-binding transcription factor activity, RNA polymerase II-specific; protein binding; RNA polymerase II cis-regulatory region sequence-specific DNA binding. The coding region runs from base 1 to 1983 and encodes 660 amino acids. The transcript has 3 exons. The record is from RefSeq and is a predicted model, not a curated record.